AUGCCAAUAAAAAUCAUUCAUAGAAUAAAAAGUAAAACAAUCUGGAUUAGUUCAAAAAGUUCUGAGGAUGAAGAAAGCGAAGAUUAAAGUGAAAAGCAAAAUAAAAAACAUCUGAAUAAAAAAUUGAACUCUAAUAGCAGUAAUGACGAAGAGGAUGAGAGCAAUGAUGAAUCUUAAAUUUAAAGUAAUAGAAAACAGAUUUAAGAAACUGAUGAUGAUGAAUCUGAAAGUGGUAUUACUGAAAGUGAGAGAUCAAAAAAAUAAUUGAAAUAAUAAUAAAAGCAAAUAAAAAAGAGAAAAUAGUCUUCAUCAGAAUCAUCAGAUAACAGUCAGUAAUCUUCUUCAGAUGCAGAAGAGGAGGAUAAUUCCUCUAAAAUUAAAACACAAUUAUAAAAGCCAUUAAAGCAAAAUAAAUCCUCUUCUUAAAGUGAUAGUGACGAGGAUGAAAAAAGUCAGUUUGAAACUAGAUCUGAAAAAAGCAAAAUCAUCAAAUAGAAUAAUAAUAAUAAGCCAUCGAGAUAGUACACCAAAUUGAUUGAAUCAGAUGACAUUAAUGUGCAGUAUAACGAUCAUUAUCAAUCAUCUAAGGAAAAAGACUUAAAAAUACUUAAUUUAAGUGAAGAAAAUAAAAAGUUUAAGCUGCUUUAUGAUUAAAUGAUUGUUGAAAAUUAAGGUUUAGAGGAGAACAUCUUAAAACUUUAGAAUACUAUUUAGAAUCUUCACUAUGACAUUAAAGAACAACAUAUUGAAAUUAGUUAGUUAAAGAAUGAUUUAGAUGACUAAGAAAUAACAAUAAAAUAAAAAGACAACGAGAUUGCAGAGUCAUAAGACACACUUUUAAAACAAUAAAAAGAAACCAUAAAUAAGAUAUAAAAAUAGCUAGAUGAUAUUUAGUCUUCAAAUCAAGAGAAGUUUUUACUUAUUGAAAAAUUACAGAUUUAAGUAAAAGAUAAAGACUAGCUAAUUUAGAAUUAUAAAUCCCAAGAAAGGCAAAAUAUAGAUUAAAUACAGACUUUAACUAUCUAAAACAAAAGGCUAAAUAAUGAUAUCUUAGCUAAAAAUGAUGAAUUAGAGGAAAGGUUAGAAUAAUUUAGUUUAGUUCUUAAGUAAAAUGAGAGUUUGAAGCAGUAACUUAAAUCGAUUAGAUUGUAAUAUGAGAGAUUCAAAACUGAAAAGAUUCAAUAUUUCGAGAACGAAAUAUUUGAAAAGAAAAGUGAGAUAGAAGUACUGAGAGAAAUGGCUAGAGGAAGCCAACUGCAAGUAAGGGUAAAAGAAAAAGAGAUUUAGCGACUUAAAAUCAAAGUUAUGUAAAUGGAGGGAAACGUGCUUCUAAGCAAUAUUAAUAACAAUAAUUAUUAUAGCAAUACUCCAGCCUCAAACAACCUAAGUAUUAGAAAGGGCUAUCAAUAAUUAUCAUAAAACAAUAAUUCUCCAUCAAGAUAUUCUAAUUUAGCAGGAAAUGGAAAUGGAGUAAACAGUAGAAAUUAGAUUCAUGUUCUCAAGCCAAUAAAUUCAGGAAAACUUUCAUCCCAUAUAAAUGAUAGUCAAGAGAUAAUUGAUAGAAGUUAUCUCGACACUAGUUUAAAUAAAUCAGUCUUAGAUAUUUCCAAAAGUAAUAACAAGUCAUAUAAAAUUAGAAAUAUAAUCAACAAUCGCAAAUCUGUAAAUGUGAGCUAAGUAAAAAAUAGAUUAAAUGAGAAUAUCUAAAUCAAUAGUGGUGAAAACCCAAAGGAAUCAUCUAAUUUAGAGUACCAACAAAUUGAUACUACAUUUAUGAAUGAAAGCUUACAAGAUCUGAGGUCUAUUUAAGAAUAGAUACCUGAGACUAAUUCAUUUCAAGAUUCUGCUAAGAGUUCAAGCAAGAAAAAUGAUAAAUAUUGA
Stylonychia lemnae is the source of this 1881-nucleotide messenger RNA. Lineage: Eukaryota; Ciliophora; Spirotrichea; Sporadotrichida; Oxytrichidae. The record is from the annotation of a GenBank genome assembly.